UCUGCAUCUGCAAAACUACUCGUCCCUCCCUCACUGAGAGCAAAACACUCAACUAGAUCUCGACUCUUCGCUGUCCUUGCGCCGAAAUGGUCGUCAUUUGUUUGACGUCAUUUCCAGACGGCCUUAAAGUGGUUAGGCGUAGAUCCGCACUCCAAAUGGUGCAAAAGGCUCCCUCUAAUCCUCUUUUUGUGUAUCAGUGGUGGAUCCCGAUCGAUGAUGCUCGGAGGCUGAGCCAGGCUGGUGAAGCACGGGUUUCUCCUCAUGCAGACAAAGAACUGUUUCAAGUUCCCGGCUCCUAUCCCCAUGUCUCACUGUCUAAAGGACGCCUUGACCAAUGGAGGGAUUUGGGACCAUUUGUGGCUCAGUGUGAAUCUGUCACUGACUGGGAGGAGACAAUCGAUCCGCUCGUUCGGCGGAGCGCAGGGUUUCACAGAACUCACUGUGUACAUUGUUGCGUAUUUCUCCGCAAAACUCGACCCUGUCGCUGCAGGACUGCCACAAUGUUUGCGCGCUGUGGCAGCGGCUGAAAAGGCGCUCACUGCCUCACGUGACAUAGUGGGUUACGCACCACUCACUCUGCUCGUUCCGCACGCGGUUUCUUUGAUUCUCCUCGAACAGAAAUCAUCUCACCUCUCUGCGGCUCGCUAUUUGCGUUACCACACGUGUCUCCUGGACAUGCCGAAUGUCACUAUAAACGUUUUACUAACCUUAACCCUGCAUCAUUACUUCCUAUUCCUGGGGAUGGGGAGGACCACAACUGUUUGGCUCCAAGCUCAGUGGACUCCUCGCCCUGACCUAGUGGACACUCCACUAACUAACAGCGACAUGGUAAUGUAUGUGGAUGGAUCCGCCUCCCGCGAUCCUCAGUCUGGUGAAAAUCGUGUUGGUUUUGCUGUUGUUUCUGACUCUGGUGUGCUGUGUUCAGGUCCUCUGCCAUGUCACCUCUCAGCCCAGGCAGCCGAGCUCAUCGCUCUGACCGAGGCCUGUAAACUGGCUAAGGGUAAAACAGUCACAGUUCACACUGACUCUCGCUAUGCGUUUGGUGUAGUACAUGAUUUUGUGGUGCUGUGGAAACACAGGAACUUCCUUAAAUCGGAUGGUAAGCCCAUCCUACACCACACUCUCAUUGCUGAACUGUUGGAAUCCAUCUUGCUACCCACAGGUAUUGCUGUCUGUAAAUGUGCAGCCCACACGUCCAAUACGGAUGAUGUAUAUAUGAUGCUCGAGCAGACUCGGCUGCAAAAGCUGCUGCUCUGCUUCCGCUUCCCACUACCUGUGCUCUCAUGUGCUCUGAGGAGUCAGUUCCCUCCUCUCUUACAGCGAUGCAGUCACUCUCUACCCCUGAUGAAAGACGGCUUUGGUCCACAUCUGGCUGUGUUUACACCAACGGUCUCCGGACUGGACCCGACGGCAAGUCGUGUUUACCUAAACACUAUUUUGCUCAUUAUGCUAAGUUGACUCAUGGGUUAGACCAUGUGUCAAAAGGGGGAAUGUUACGUGCACUUAAUGAGACGUGGUUUACAAAAGGGUUCACAGCAUAUGCACAAAAAUUUUGUUCUGCAUGUGUCACCUGUUCUACUCACAAUGUAGGCGGGCCCGUGGGCGUGUCCAGCCAGGCUGCACACCCACCACCAACCCGGCCGUUUGAGCACAUUAUGAUGGAUUUUGUGGAGUUGUCUUCAUCUGAAGGUAAGAAACACUGUCCAGUGAUGGUGGACAUGUUUUCCAAGUGGGUUGAAGUUUUUCCAUCAAGCAAACAAACCACUACAACAGUAGCCAAGGCCCUAAUUUCUGAAAUCAUUCCUCGAUGGGGCAUUCCUUCUAAAAUAUCAAGUGACAAUGGUUCUCAUUUUGUCAACCAGGCCAUUACAGAAUUAGGCGCAUACCUGGGUAUUGAUUUAAAAACACACUGUGCAUACCAUCCAGCCAGUGGAGGGGCUGUGGAACGAGAAAAUGGCACACUCAAAACCAAAUUGACAAAAUGCUGUGCAGACACAGGUCUGCCCUGGACAAAAGCCCUGCCUCUAGUGUUGAUCUACAUGCGCAUGAGAAAACGAACACGAAGCUACCUGAGUCCCUUUGAGAUAUUGUUUGGUUUUCCUCCUCACGUAGGAACCGAGGCACCGACGGCACCACUCCCUUCAACCGCAUUAUGCGAACAUGAAAUGUUAAAAUAUUGUGCACAACUCUCUUCUGCUCUGUCUAACAUACGACAACAGGUUGCAGCCGCCCUCCCAAAACCAGCUGAAGGACCACUCCACAAGCUGAAACCUGGUGACUUUGUGGUGGUGAAGGACUUCAGGAGAAAAAAACUGAAAAGCACGACGCUGGCAGGGACCAUUCCAGAUUC
This is a messenger RNA of Gasterosteus aculeatus aculeatus (three-spined stickleback), 2350 nucleotides long. The record is from RefSeq and is a predicted model, not a curated record. NCBI's taxonomy places the organism in Eukaryota, Metazoa, Chordata, Actinopteri, Perciformes, Gasterosteidae.